Aspergillus chevalieri is the source of this 309-nucleotide messenger RNA. RefSeq names its product Dabb family protein. The transcript is spliced from 2 exons. NCBI's taxonomy places the organism in Eukaryota, Fungi, Ascomycota, Eurotiomycetes, Eurotiales, Aspergillaceae. The record is from RefSeq and is a predicted model, not a curated record. The coding region runs from base 1 to 309 and encodes 102 amino acids.
AUGACAAUGGUCCACAUAGUGAUGUUCAAAUUCCGCCGCGAGGUGACACAAGAGCACAAAGACAUAUUCGUCCGCGAGCUCAAGAAGCUCAAGGAGCUCGAUUGCGUCAAAGGGCAUCGUCUCGUCGUUGGUGGCCCUUCAAUUACCGAUCCAAUUGAUAGAAGUAAAGGAUUUGAGUUUGCUCUGCUGAGCUUUCACGAGAACCUCGAAGAGCUGGGGAAGUAUCAGGCUAGUAAGGAGCAUGAUUGGUAUUUGAAGAACCCUUCUUAUUGUAUUGGCGCUCUCGGAAAACUUGUGCACUUGCGUUGA